GUGAAGCGUUGAUCAAAACACCCCCCUUCAUGUUUCCUGGCCCAUUUUGCUUCAUCUCCCUUGCCAUGGUCUCUUCCACCCAAUUCCGGGUCUGAUCCCCGUGAUCAUCUCUGUUUCUCCUUCACCAGCGAUCGCCACACAUAUUAUUUCUCUGUCCUCGCUGUCCGAAACCAAUUCGCGUCGUAGCUUGUGCGCGCAAUUUCGCACGGCGAUCCUCCUCGGCCUUGUGCUGUCUGGACGGCGUGGAAGGUUGCUUUUCGCCCGACGAUCCGUUUCUUCUCUGUCAAUCCGGGAUCUCGAUUGUGUCACUCUCGCCAUGACGGGAUUCACGAACGGCUUCCUGAAUCAAGCGACGAACGGCCAUGCGACGAACGGCCUCGGGCGGCAUCCCGCCCCAGCCGAUCCAGUCUCGCUGGCGAAGCGCCGACGGAUGGAAGGCGGCGCCGCCGCCGCCAGCGGCGAACCGCACGGCGCAAUCAUGGCGGUCCCGCUGAAUCAGACUCCGUCUGUUAAGACGGAACCCAGCGACCUCUGGUCAGACCGCGGCGGCCGCGAUCGCGACCGCGACGAUCGUGCCGAUCGCGCUGACCGCGUUGGCUCCGCGGCGGCGACGGUGGCGGAGUGGGCGGAGAUGUGCGACGCGGCCGUGGCGAUGGAGGCGGGGCGGCGCGCGCACGCGCAGAAGUGGUCGCGGCGCGUGCGCGAGGGGCUCGCGAAGGUGGUGGACGUGUGGAUGGGGAUCGGGCGAGAGAGGGACGUCGCGUCGCUCAUGGACGUGGAUCGCGGCAGCGGCAACCACGAGUCGUACAGCCGCAACAGCGAAUCCCUGGACGGAGCGCUCAUCACGGCGAAGGACCCGGCGACUGUUGCGGCGGCAGCAGGGGAGAAUCAGAAGCUUGGUAUGAUCCCGAGGAUCCGGUCCGUUCACGGCGACCUCGAUAACAGUUUCGAGGAUGGCUUUAUCGGGGAUGACGGGGUGAUCCAGAGCUACUGUGCGGAGGAGCAUCACCACUACGGGCCGCGCAACGACUGCAAGACCAAGAUGAUCUGCACGCUGGGGCCCGCCUCCCGCAGCGUGCCGGUGCUGGAGAAGCUGCUCUUAGCGGGGAUGAACGUGGCGCGCUUCAACUUCUCCCACGGGUCGCACGAGUACCACUCAGAGACGCUCAACAACCUGCGCGCCGCCAUGGCGAACACGGGGAUUCCGUGCGCCACGCUGCUGGACACCAAGGGCCCCGAGAUCCGCACAGGGCAGCUGAAGGGCGGCAAGGCGGUGCAGCUUCAGCAGGGCGGCGAGGUCACUCUCACCACGGACUACGCCGCGCUCGGGGACGCCGCCACCAUCGCCAUCAGCUACAAGAGCCUGGCCAAGGACGUGAAACCAGGGGGGCAGAUCCUCUGCGCAGACGGCAGCAUCUCGCUCACCGUGCUGGCUUGCGACGUGGCGAAGGGCACUGUGCGCUGCCGGUGUGAGAACACAGCAGUCCUGGGCGAGCGCAAGAACGUGAACCUCCCGGGCGUGAUAGUGGACCUGCCGACAGUGACAGCCAAGGACAAGGAGGACAUCCUGCUGUGGGCGGUCCCGCACGGGGUCGACUUCAUCGCCGCCUCGUUCGUGCGCAAGGGCUCGGACGUGGUUGCUAUAAAGAAGCUGCUGGGCGCGGAGAACAGCAAGCGCAUCCACAUCAUUUCAAAGGUGGAGAACCAGGAGGGGCUGGUCAACUUUGACGACAUUUUGCGCGAGUCAGACGCCAUCAUGGUGGCGCGAGGCGACCUGGGCAUGGAGAUCCCCAUCGAGAAGAUCUUCCUGGCGCAGAAGAUGAUGAUCCACAAGUGCAACAAGGCCGGCAAGCCCGUUGUCACCGCCACGCAGAUGCUUGAGUCCAUGACCAAAUUCCCGCGCCCCACGCGCGCCGAGUGCACCGACGUCGCCAACGCCGUGCUCGACGGCACCGACGCGGUGAUGCUGUCGGGGGAGACGGCGGCGGGGCAGUACCCGGUGGAGGCGGCAUCUGUGAUGGUGCGGCUGUGCCGCGAGGCGGAGGCGAGUGUGGACCCUGCGGCGUCGUACCGGGACAUGAUGGCCGCCACUGCCAUGCCCAUGAGCCCCAUCGAGAGCCUCGCUUCCUCGGCUGUCAAGACUGCUGACAUGAUUCGGGCGGCUGUGAUUGUUGUCCUCACUCGCACUGGAGCCACGUCUCGACUCAUAGCCAAGUAUCGCCCACCUAUGCCCGUGCUCUCAGUCAUUGUCCCCGAGCUGAUCCCCCACCCGCAUGAUCCACUGCGCCUCGUGUGCUGCUCCGAUGCCGAAGCUGCUGCCAGGCAUGCUCUGCUGGUUCGGGGGCUGCACCCUGUCAUGGCUGAGGGAGGAGCUCAUGCUACAGAUAGUGAUGCUACCGAUGCUAUUGUGGCUUCUGCCAUUAGCAUGGGCAUCAGUGGGGGGCUGUGCAACGUGGGAGAUACGGCUGUGGUGGUGCAGAAGAUUGGGAAUGCUAGUGGUCUUAGGAUUAUGGUUGUGAAGUGAGUUCAUGGCAAUGGGUGGCGUAUUCUUGGGGAGGUGGAUUCUAUGGGAAGUAAUUUAUUGGUCGAAUGAUUCAUAUAUUCAUUUACAUUGGAAA
Molecule: messenger RNA, 2618 nt
Organism: Closterium sp. NIES-67
Lineage: Eukaryota; Viridiplantae; Streptophyta; Zygnematophyceae; Desmidiales; Closteriaceae
Source: the annotation of a GenBank genome assembly